Scomber japonicus (chub mackerel) is the source of this 1854-nucleotide messenger RNA. It is a transcript of the gene impdh1a, whose product is annotated as IMP (inosine 5'-monophosphate) dehydrogenase 1a. Lineage: Eukaryota; Metazoa; Chordata; Actinopteri; Scombriformes; Scombridae. The transcript is spliced from 15 exons. Bases 1 to 1854 code for a protein of 617 amino acids. Gene Ontology annotation, cellular component: cytoplasm. Gene Ontology annotation, molecular function: IMP dehydrogenase activity. Gene Ontology annotation, biological process: GTP biosynthetic process. The record is from RefSeq and is a predicted model, not a curated record.
AUGGAGGGUCAUGGUUAUGACCGGUUUGGGGAUGGGGAGAGGGACACCUACCAGAUUGACUAUAGAAGGAUUGUAGGGGACAUGGAACCAGCACGGCCUCGCCUUUCAAUCAGAGAGGGGGAACAACCCCACCCCUGUGGUGCGUAUGCCCACCCACCACACGGACAUGGGCAUGAGACAGCAGCACAGAGAUACAGCGCUACACGUAUCCAAGCUGGAUACGAACCAGAGAGCAUGGCAGACUACUUGAUCAGUGGAGGCACAGGUUACGUUCCCGAAGAUGGAUUAACAGCACAGCAGCUCUUUGCUAUUGGCGAUGGACUUACAUACAAUAGUAUGAUUAAUUUGAUUUUGGUCAGGCUUUUCAAGUUCCAAAGCCAGAUGUUCUCAUGUUUUCUCUCUCUUUUCAGUGACUUCUUGAUCCUCCCCGGUUUCAUAGAUUUUACCUCUGAUGAAGUGGAUCUGACCUCUGCAUUGACAAGGAAGAUAACCCUGAAGACACCUCUUAUUUCAUCUCCCAUGGACACAGUCACAGAGUCAUCAAUGGCCAUCGCCAUGGCAUUGAUGGGUGGGAUUGGAAUAAUUCAUCAUAACUGUACAGCUGAGUUCCAGGCCAAUGAGGUGCGCAAAGUCAAGAAAUUUGAGCAGGGUUUUAUCACAGACCCUGUGGUAAUGAGUCCCCGACACACAGUGGGGGACGUGUUUGAGGCCAAGAUACGCCAUGGAUUCUCUGGGAUUCCUGUUACAGAGACUGGCAAGAUGGGCAGCAAGCUGGUCGGCAUAGUCACCUCCAGAGACAUAGACUUUCUGUCUGAGAAGGACCAUGACAGACCCUUGGAGGAGGCAAUGACAAAAAGGGAAGAUUUAGUUGUUGCACCUGCCGGAGUCACACUAAAAGAGGCUAAUGAUAUACUGCAACGUAGCAAAAAAGGCAAGCUCCCCAUAGUGAAUGACAGUGAUGAGCUGGUUGCCAUCAUUGCUAGGACUGACUUGAAGAAGAACAGAGAUUAUCCUCUGGCUUCAAAGGAUUCCCGUAAACAGCUGUUGUGUGGUGCUGCGAUCGGUACCAGGGAGGAUGACAAAUACAGACUGGAUCUCCUCAUGCAGGCUGGCGUGGAUUUGGUAGUCCUGGACUCAUCCCAGGGAAACUCAGUGUAUCAAAUCAACAUGAUAAACUACAUCAAACAGAAAUACCCUGAACUUCAGGUGGUUGGAGGAAAUGUGGUGACAGCUGCACAGGCUAAAAACCUCAUAGAUGCUGGUGCGGAUGCUCUGAGGGUGGGCAUGGGUUGUGGCUCUAUCUGUAUCACCCAGGAAGUAAUGGCAUGUGGACGACCCCAAGGUACAUCAGUGUACAAGGUUGCAGAGUAUGCUCGACGUUUUGGAGUGCCAGUAAUUGCUGAUGGAGGCAUUCAGACUGUUGGACACGUGGUGAAAGCUCUGGCCCUGGGAGCAUCUACAGUGAUGAUGGGGUCAUUGCUUGCAGCAACCACCGAAGCUCCAGGAGAAUAUUUCUUUUCAGAUGGUGUGCGUCUGAAAAAGUACAGAGGAAUGGGCUCCUUGGAUGCCAUGGAGAAAAACAACAGCCAGAAACGCUACUUCAGUGAGGGAGAUAAGGUGAAGGUGGCUCAAGGUGUCUCAGGAUCAGUACAAGAUAAAGGCUCUAUCCAUAAGUUUGCUCCUUACCUCAUUGCUGGUAUCCAACAUGGUUGUCAGGACAUAGGAGCCAAGAGUUUGUCCAUUUUACGGUCAAUGAUGUACUCUGGAGAGUUGAAGUUUGAGAAGAGAACCAUGUCUGCUCAGAUGGAGGGGGGAGUUCAUGGCCUCCACUCUUACGAGAAACGGCUUUAUUGA